This is a messenger RNA of Sinocyclocheilus grahami, 2981 nucleotides long. RefSeq names its product Hermansky-Pudlak syndrome 1 protein homolog. The record is from RefSeq and is a predicted model, not a curated record. Gene Ontology annotation, cellular component: BLOC-3 complex. Gene Ontology annotation, biological process: melanosome assembly; vesicle-mediated transport. Bases 147 to 1775 code for a protein of 542 amino acids. Gene Ontology annotation, molecular function: guanyl-nucleotide exchange factor activity. The transcript has 14 exons. NCBI's taxonomy places the organism in Eukaryota, Metazoa, Chordata, Actinopteri, Cypriniformes, Cyprinidae.
CGUGACGCGCACACACACAUUACGGAAGCGCUGCUGCAGUUCACAGUUUAUGACAAACUGUUUGUUAUCCUGUGACUUACAAACUAGAUCAGGAUUCGUGCGCAAUGAUACUCUUCUAUUGUUGAAGUGAACCUUAAAAUUGUAAAAUGAAGUGUCUUCUGGUGGCCAAUGAGAGCGCAGAGGUUCUGUUCUACUGGACUGACACCGAGUUCGAGCAGUGGAUUCAGGAGCAGUAUGGAGUUUCCCAGGAGGAAGGAGAAGGACUGCCUGCGUUUGAAGACAGCAUUAACACUCUCUUCGCACCCAUCAUCAUCUCCUGUAGCACCAUGGUGGACCGACUCGGGGACAAUUACACCUCCUUCAGCACAGCAAACAAUCAUAUUUAUGUUCUGCAACAGACGGUGGAAAGGUUGAUCCACCCGACCCUUUGUGAGCAGUGCAUCGAGUUUCUGGAGCGUCGUCUGGUGCAGCAGAUCAACAGCAACAUGGACAGAAUGGGCGAGGAGGUGCUACACGCUUUCAUACUGGUGCACACCAAACUGCUGACCUUCUACUCCAGUCGAAAUGCCAGCAAUCUAUGCCCCUCUGAUCUCCUGGCUCUGAUCAUCCUGGUGCAGGAUCUCUAUCCCAGCAAAAUCAACCUAGAUGACACUUCUGAGAUGGCCGAGGACAGUCUGCAAACUCUUGAAGCUCCAACUCCUGACCCUUCAGCCCCAUGCAGAGUAUUCCUGGAAGCCAAAGAGUUUCCCACGAUGCCUCACUCCAUGUAUUGCCUACCUCUCUGGCCGGGAAUAACUCUAGUGCUGCUUACCAAGAUUCCCAACAGUCAUGUGGCAGCAUCUGUAUGCUACUUCCUGGAAGCUUUCGUUAAGUUAGAGAAGAGGUUAUGUGAGGGGCAUGAAGGGGCUGCGGCCAUGCGGGGUCAGCCCUCUGUCCAGGAGCAGCGGAGCAGACUGGAGAAGUUCAUCAAAACCUGGGCCAGCAUGGACAUUCAGACUUCAGAACUUCAAAAUGCGUGGACAGACUUUAAGAACAAGGCAUUUAGCAGAUCAGGAUCUGGAUUCACAAGAGAUUUGCUGCCCUCUUGUCGAAACAUGAAGACUCAGUUGUGUGGAGUGUACAGGCAGUUUUUUGCAGCUGAGUGCAUGGGCAGCAGUCAGCGAUUGGCUCCUCAUCUGCAAGAACGAGCUCUUAGCAUGGUCCAAGAGAAGUUAAUGGACUGGAAGGAUUUUCUGCUGGUGAAAAGCAAAAGAAAUAUCACAAUGGUAUCAUACCUGGAAGAGUUUCCAGGUCUCAUCCACUUUAUCUACGUGGAUCGUUCAAAUGGUCAGAUGAUUGCACCCUCCCUAAAUGUGACGGAUCGCACUGUCUCUGAGCUCGGAAAGGGGCCUCUAGCUGACUUCAUAAAGAACAAGAUUUGGAGUCUUGUUGCAACAGCACAGCGGUACCUGCAAAAGGGUUACGCCACCGUGACGCUCCGGGAUGGAGAUUAUUUCUACUGUUACUUCCUGUGGUUUGAAAAUGAAACGGGUUACAAACUGGAAGUGAUAGACAUACCCAGCUCCCCAGAUGAUGCCGCUCCAGUAGGAAUGCUCACCUGUGAUUAUUACAGGAGGUUGCUGCGGUAUUACAGCAAAAAAUAUCAGAAUGAGGUGGUGAAGUGUUAUGAACUGUUUACUGUGCAUCUGGGUGUGAUCCCCAAUGAAUAUAUUCUUCAACACUGCAGUCAGCUGGCCCGUAAGCUGUGGGAGCCCACCCGUAUCCCGCUCCUGUGACCAACACGGCCCUCAAAAGAUUAUGGUCCAUGCAGCCGUGUUCACUUUAUUCAUGAUCUGUAACCUACGUGGAGAGUUUUCUAAACUUUCUGCACAAGCACUUCUUAUUUCAGUUAAGGUAAUUGCAGAAAAUAAUGUGUCAGUAAACCAAACACUGCACUUACAAUGAAACUUGAGUGUAAUGUGCAAGUGAAUGUUCUUAAGGUGCUUAUAAUGCAGAAAUAUGGCUGCUAGUAACAGAUUAUUUUUGUGAAACCAGGACCAAAUAAUAUAGGACAGCACUCCUUUUAAAGAUGUUAUUACCCAGAUUUUAUCAGGUAUCUGGCUUAGCAACGUUGGUUAGCAGAUUUACAAAACUGUAAAUCACAGUCUUUCAUAAUGAUUAAUGACUCAGUUUUUAGUGUGACAACAAAUUUUGUAAAUAAAUUGCCAAAAAAAAAGAAUAAAGAAAUAAAGUUAAAGCUGAAAUGUACAAUCUAAGUCUUAAGCAUUUUUAAAGCUUGUAGUUUUGUGUGUUUUUGCGACUUUGGUGCCCCCUGCAGUUAAGUGAGUGGAAUUCACUGUCGUAAUUACAGUGAAAAGAUGUGCACCUGUUUUAUUUUGUUUUUUUGGUGCCAUAAAGCAAUCCGCCCUUUCGCAGAAUUUCGUACCUGUUCAACAAACAAAGGAGCAUAGGAAUAAUAAUAAUAAUAAAAAAGCCAUUUGCCUCCUCAUUAGAAGUCAGUGUACCAUCAGAAUGAUUUUGAAACUGAUAUUUCAAAGUAAAAAAAUAAAUAAAUAAAAUUUCGUACACUUGAUUCAAGGAAAGAAUUGUAAUUUAUUUAUGCAGCAGUCAAAAAAUAUUGAUUUCAUUGCGAUUUUUCUCCUUCCAGUAUGUCAGCACUUAUUUUAGCUGUAAUUUUUGAUCAUGCAUUUAGUUACAGAAAGAGAACAAAAUGUUUUGUAUUUAAAUUUUAGUUUGGAGGUUAACUUAAAGACAAAAUAUAUUGAUAAUGAAAGUGCAUUUGUAUAUUUUUACCCUCUACAUUAAAAAAAAUAUAUGUGAUAUUUCACAGAACUGAUUGUUAUUACUUACAGGAAUAUGUCAUUUAUAUUUUGCUAUAAUAUUGCUUGUAUUUAUACAUAAUGUUCUGAUAAAAAGUUUACACACUAUGCAAUCAGUUUUCCAAGAAAAAUAAAUAGUAAAUAAUAAUUUAUUAGGAUAAA